Molecule: messenger RNA, 977 nt
Organism: Aspergillus sclerotioniger CBS 115572
Lineage: Eukaryota; Fungi; Ascomycota; Eurotiomycetes; Eurotiales; Aspergillaceae
Product: short chain dehydrogenase
Exons: 1
Coding region: 63-977 (304 amino acids)
Source: RefSeq, a predicted model, not a curated record
CUCUAUUCUCAUUCCCACCCCUUCCUUCCAUCUCAACUCAAGUACCUCGCAAGUAACCCACCAUGCCUCCCUUCCACAGCCAAAACAUCCCCAACCUCCACAACCAAAUCAUCAUCGUCACCGGCGGCAACAUCGGACUCGGGUACGAGACCAUCCGCCAACUCAGCUUGCACCAUCCCGCCAAGAUCUACCUCGCUGCUCGCUCCGAACCCAAAGCCCAUCAAGCCCUCGCCAAUCUAAAACAAUCCAACCCCACUUUCACCAACAUCCACUUCCUCCACCUCGACCUGGCAUCAUUCGACAGCAUCAAAGCAGCCGCAGCAGAGUUCCUCCGUCUAGAAUCCCGUCUGGACAUCCUCAUCAACAACGCCGGGAUCAUGAUGACGUCCGAAGCACUCACCAAAGACGGAUACGAGAUCCAGUUCGGAACAAACGUGCUCGGUCCAGCAUUAUUCACGCAGCUUCUUUUACCAAUUCUCCGGGAGACAGUGAAAAUGAAUGAUCAGGCCCGCAUGGUGAUGCUCUCGUCUGCGGCUCAUGCCCGGGCACCGAGUGAUGUUUAUAACUUUGAGGAGUUACGGACAACGGCCUCACAUAGACAUACUACAGAGCGAUAUACAAUUUCUAAACUGGCGAAUUUGCAUUAUGCGCGGGCGUUGGCGGACCGGGAAACAGGGGUGAAGAUAAUCCCGGUGCAUCCGGGCAUGGUGGCUACGAAUCUUCAUCAUGCGUCCACAGGGAUGUUUCUGAGACCGUUUCUUCAUGUUGCUGUUAGUUUGGCGGCAACGCCGGUGGAGAAAGGUGCGCUUUCGCAGAUCUUUGCGGCGGUGAGUCCUGAUGCGAAACAUGGGCUGUUUUAUGGUCCUGUUGGGAAGGUUGAAUUGGGGUCGAAACUUAGUCAGGAUGUUAAGCUUCGGGAUGCGUUGUUUGCGUGGGUGCAGGGUGAGUUGCAAGGGCAUGUGGAGACGGUUUGGUAG